Molecule: messenger RNA, 2425 nt
Organism: Melanotaenia boesemani (Boeseman's rainbowfish)
Lineage: Eukaryota; Metazoa; Chordata; Actinopteri; Atheriniformes; Melanotaeniidae
Gene: zbtb14
Product: zinc finger and BTB domain containing 14
Exons: 11
Coding region: 189-1496 (435 amino acids)
Biological process (GO): regulation of transcription by RNA polymerase II
Cellular component (GO): nucleus
Molecular function (GO): RNA polymerase II cis-regulatory region sequence-specific DNA binding; DNA-binding transcription factor activity, RNA polymerase II-specific; protein binding
Source: RefSeq, a predicted model, not a curated record
GCAACAACAACAACAACCGGACAAACUGUUCCCGGCUCCCGGCGCGCGGACACACCCAGAGGACAGCACCGUCCCCGGUCUGAGUCACGAGCUGAAAGAUCACCAGGUGGUCGGGAACGUCGUCUGUCUCCUGAAAUUAUGAGGAAGGUUGUAGAAAAAGAUGCCGUAACAGCGAAAAUAAUGAUAAGAUGGCGGAGACGGUGAAGUACGUGGACGAUGAACAUAAGAGCCUCUUCCUGAAGCUGCUGAACGAGCAGCGGCUGGAGGGCGAGCACUGCGACAUUGCCGUGGUGGUGGAAGACGUCAAAUUCAGAGCUCAUCGUUGUGUCCUCGCCGCCUGCUCCAACUACUUCAAGAAGCUCUUCAAGAAACAUGAGGUGGACAACUCGUCUGUGAUUGAGAUCGACUUCAUCCGCUCAGACAUUUUUGAGGAGGUGCUGAACUACAUGUACACAGCGAAGAUAUCCAUCAAGAAAAGAGAUGUUAACCUGAUGAUGUCAUCAGGACAGAUCCUCGGCAUCCGCUUCCUGGACAAGCUCUGUUCUCAGAAACGUGAUGUGUCAUCAGAAGACAAAGAGAAGUUUCCGUAUGACAUUGUGAAGAUGGCGUUGCCGCCUGAAGCUCAGCUGGCUGCUGACUCAGAGGUUCUCGGUGAGCACGAUGACACGCCCACUACAGAUGACCUCGUUGAGGCAUCAGCUAAUCAGGAGCUUGACAAGUCACCAAGUGCAGCGUUGCACGUCCAGGAAGCCAUCUUGAAAGAACUGACCAAUGAGGAUGUUCACAAGGUGACCUGUUACGACCAGGAUGUGGUGACAGAGAUGGAGGCGGAGCCUAAAGAGCUGGAAACGGAGCAUCACAGCACCCAGACGCUGACAUUUACAGACAGCAUGGGCGAGGUGAAGGACGAGCAGGCGCCCGGCUGGUCAACAGCCCCCACCGACAUGAAGUUUGAAUACCUGCUUUACGGUCACAGAGAACACCUGGCCUGCCAGGUGUGUGGGAAGACCUUCCUGGAUGAGAGCAGACUCAGAAAACACGAGAAGCUUCACUCAGCGGAGCGUCCAUUCGCUUGUGAAAUCUGCACCAAAGCUUUUACCACCCACGCUCACCUGAAAGAACACCUGAAGAUCCACACGGGAUUCAAACCAUACAGGUGUGACGUUUGUGGGAAAUCGUUCAUUCGAGCUCCUGACCUUAAAAAACAUGAACGGGUUCACAGUAACGAGAGACCGUUCGCCUGUCAGAUGUGUGACAAGGCGUUCAAACACAAGUCUCACCUGAAGGACCAUGAGAGGAGACACCGUGGAGAGAAACCCUUCGUCUGUCCGUCCUGCACCAAGGCUUUUGCCAAGGCGUCGGAUCUGAAGCGUCACGAGAACAACAUGCACAGUGAGAGGAAGCAGAUAAAUCCUCUUCAGAGCGACACAGAGACACUGCAGGCUGCCGCCAUGGCUGCAGAGGAGCAACACCUGGAGAACAUCAGCUGUUCCUAGCGCCUGGAGAAGAUCAGCUGUUCCCAACGCCUGGAAAACAUCAGCUGUGCCCAACACCUGGAGAACAUCAGCGGUUCCCAACUCCUGGAGAACAUCAACCAUUCCCAUCAGCUGUUCUCAAUGCCUGGAAAACAUCAGCUGUUCCCAACACCUGGAGAACAUCCACUCUUCCCAUCAGCUGUUCUCAAUGCCUGGAAAACAUCAGCUGUUCCCAUCAGCUGUUCUCAAUGCCUGGAAAACAUCAGCUGUUCCCAUCAGCUGUUCCCAAUGCCUGGAGAACAUCAGCUGUUCCCAACACCUGGAAAACAUCAGCUAUUCCCAAAGCCUGGAAAACAUCAGCUGUUCCUAACACCUGGAGAAUAUCAGCUGUUCCCAACACCUGGAAAACAUCAGCUAUUCCCAACACCUGGAGAAUAUCAGCUAUUCCCAACGCCUGGAGAACAUCAGCUAUUCCCAACGCCUGGAGAACAUCAACUGUUCCCAACACCUGGAGAACAUCAGCUGUUCCCAACACCUGGAGAACAUCAGCUAUUCCCAACGCCUGGAGAACAUCAGCUGUUCCCAACACCUGGAGAACAUCAGCUGUUCCCAACACCUGGAGAACAUCAGCUGUUCCCAACACCUGGAAAACAUCAGCUGUUCCCAACAACUGGAUCAGUGUUUCUGUAUAAAUCCAGAUUUAAUCCAGACUUGAAUGGAGGUCUGAAGGUCGGAAAAUGUUCUCCUGCUCUGAACUGACUGUAACAUGACCUGAUGACCUCAUUGGUCAUGUGAUGAACAUGUCACCCCCCCACCCCCCUUUCAUGUGUUGUGUUAUCAGUCUGUGUUGUAUAUAAAGGUUCUGUUCAGUUUAAUGAGCAGAACUCUGUCAUUGUCCCUGAAGUACAGGAGCCCAUAGAGGACACAUGUAAAUAAACUGUUUUAAAUCA